AUGUGCUACAUGUUCACUGCUUGGCUGAUUCAACUGUGCUUCAAACAUAAUGUUUGCCCGCAGCCAUUGGAUUUACAAGUUAUUUGCGAAUCUUUCCACGUGCCCGUUUGGCCCAUGCCGGUGGUGUCAGCCUUUGUCUCAUGCGUGUUCUUGUUGGCGGUGUCUGCCAGAAGACUGGAGGUGGCAGAAGAUCCUGUAUCUCCAGAAGCCGAUUUGGACAAUUGGAAAGCGUUCUUGCGCAGUAAAGAUGGUGGUAACAUGGGCCGUUGGAAAGCUUCCAGCGAGGCGAAAGAGAUUCUCGCCACAAAGCCAGUACCAAGUUUGGAAGAGAUGAAGGAAUGGACCAAGUACCUGUAUACGCAGGGAGGUUUUGACGACCAUGACGAUGCAGUUUCCAAGGCUCUAGAGAUUCUGCGGAAGGACCAUCCGAGCUUGGUGGAAUUCUCGAAAUGGUACAUCUACUUCUACCACAUUGUUCCACAAGGGAUGGUAAACCCAUGUACCGGCUUGGCCACCUUGACGCGCAGCCGACUGGACAAGUGCCUCGAACGAUGGCACGGUCGUGCGAUGGUGCAAGUGGCACUUGAGACUCUUGGGAAGAAACACCCCGCACUGGAGGAGUUCAAGCCUUGGUUUGGCUUCCUGUACCAGUCCGUGGGCUACACCCCGCACAGGUCGAUCGAGUGGGCGAUAUACAUGCAUCAUAAAGGCUCAUCAUUGGAUGAGGUCACUCUUUGGUACAACUACUUGAAGAGUAUGAAUGUUGAAGACACCUUUUCGUCGACCCUGAAACUCCUUGAGAAAGAACACCCAGACUUUGAAGAGUUCAAAGCUUGGUCACAGUACUUGUCUAUGGUCGGAGAGAGGCAGGCGCCGAACAAAGCCCUGGAGAUUCUGGGCGCCGAACACCAUCCGUCGCUCACGGAGGUGAAGGAUUGGACGGAUUACUUGAUGAAAGUGGGCUACGAUGCGCCGAAAGCCGCCAGUCUAACCUUCAAGAUUCUGUACUCUCAAGCUCCUCCAAGCUUUGAAACCCUUGAAGCCUGGUCAGUCUAUGUGGGAUAUGGAGAAGCAAUUGAUGUGUUGCUUGAAAAUGAGCAUCCAGCAUUUGAAGAUUUUAGGAGCUGGGCGGACUUCACAAGCAAAUUUGGCCGGAUCAGCCAGCGGACAGCUGGCGAGAAGGUUCUUCGUUUCUUUCGAUUUGAUCCAGAUCUGAGCUUCAAGGAGUUCAAAGGCUGGUGCAAUUGCAUGGCUCGUGUUCUACCUCGUGACGAGGCUCUCAAGAAAGUCUUUGAGAUUCUCAUGCAGCGAGAUCACGCAAGCUUGAAGCAGUUCAAAGCCUGGUUGGACUACAUGACGGAUGUUGAUGGUGCCAAUUUGCCCAAGGAGGAUGCCCUGCAGGAUGUUCAAAGCCUUCUGAAGUCCAAACCAAACGCAAGCCUUCAUGACUUCAAAGCCUGGCUCAAGUACUUUCGUGGUCCUCGAGCUGGCAAAGGCGGUCGAAUGACGCAUCAGCAGGCCUCUCAGAAGGCACUCGACGAAGUGUCGAGGGAGGGUCGCUCUCAACCACCGUAGACCGGACGUGGCGAGCCGACAUGUAAGACCAGACGUGUCACGCAUGUCCAUUUGAUGGCAAAAAAGGCAACUCUUUCUCACACGACAACUUGUUGCUCAUUGCGACAGACCAUG
Messenger RNA from Durusdinium trenchii, 1689 nucleotides. The record is from the annotation of a GenBank genome assembly. NCBI's taxonomy places the organism in Eukaryota, Dinophyceae, Suessiales, Symbiodiniaceae.